AAGAAACGUCAAACGGUCUUGGCGUGCUACAAAAAUUUGUUUACGUGCAUUUGCUGCUCAGGUUUUUUGUUGUUUAGAAUUAUGUUUUGUGAAUGAAAACUUUGCAAAAUCCAUGGUCACGUUUAACCGCUAUCUUGGAGGGACAAGGAUCGUGUAAAGUGAUACAAAUUUGUGUGCGAAACACGAUUAUUCGUGGCUUUUGGUUUCUUCAUCUUGUGGGAGUGAAAAGCAGCGCAUAUAAAAAAGAGGUGUUCCACCCUUUUUCCCCACCAAGCAGCAGCACAUUCCGGAGGAGUCGAAGUAAUAUCAACUAAAACGAUGGCCCACAGUUGGAUGUUUUGCAUGAAGAUACAACAAGUGACUACGUAACCCUUGGGUCGAUAAAGUAGGUCGCAGUAGGCGCACGUUGGCUAUACUGGAUCAGGAGAACCGCGUGAAAGCAAGCAAGCGAUGAGACGAUAGAUUUUGUGUACCGUUUUGAUUGCACGAUUACGGUUCGUGUGUUCCUGUUAGUUCUAUUUCGUAAACCACGCUGCCCCUCGGUUCUGAUGGAAUAGUAGUAAUUCCACCCAACCGACGUCUCUGUGAAUCAUACGAAACGUUUGUGUCUGUGUGUUUGGGUUUUGUGUCUCUGUAUCGCGCAUCCUCCGACAGUUCAAACGGUGAGCGGACGACUGUCAGCCACAUCCGUCUACCCGGACCGAAAGAAGAAACCCGUACCGGAACCUGACCUGCACACGCGAUCGCCCCAUCCUGCAACCAUGACCAGCAAUCGUAACCGAACACCGACCGGGCAGAUACGGGACGAUUUUCUGCUCGAAACCAACUUCGAUGACGAUGGUGCCCUUACCCGUGCCUACAACACACUACCCCAGCAACAGGCAGCCCUUAACAGUGGUUUGCAACGGCGUAGCCUUCCUUAUCGUUCGAACUUAUCGGUGGAUCGAUAUUCGGAGACGACUCUACACGGCAAACCACCGCGGAAAGGUGGAUGCUGCAAGUCAUGUGUGACGCGGAUACCGUACGCGACACUGAUCGCGACGGUCAUGUGCCUUAUCGGAGUCGGAGUGUUCUGCGGUACCAUGUUCCGUGGCACCUCGCUGGCCAUCAUCAUGCUCGAUCAAGUGUUUCAUCUGCGGCUACCCUGGAUCGAGGCGGUUCAGAUCAUCUUCGUCGUGAUCGGUGCCACGAUGGGUGCGCUCGGGCUAAUGAUCUUGUUUGUGGGCUUCCUGGCAACGGGUGCCACCCGCCACAAGGUGUACCGUGCGUGGGGCUCACGCGUCGGUGGUCGCAUAUCGUGUGCCGUCUUUAUGGCCAUCUCGUACGUGCUUAACAUUGCGUGGAUCCUGAUCCUUUGCUUUCUGUCCAUCGUUACGUUUGUGUUUACCGUGUUCUGGAACAUGUGCGCCAACACGAACGUGCAGACACAUCGGGACUGUAUCGAUCUGACGCAGUUUUACUUUAUGUUCCCCGCCGGAGUAAAGCAAGAGGACAUGAAAAUAUGCGAACCGGCCAAGGUGAAAGCAUUCUGCAAAGAUGGUGUGGAAAAGUGUGAAAUCAUGUUCAUCUUAGCAACGGUAUCCUGUCUGCUGAUCAUACUCAGCUUUGUGCAUUAUUUGAUGUGCCUCGCUGCGAACUAUGCGCACAUUCGGGAUCACGAGAAGUUCCAGGAGCUGCAGGAAAUGCAAAACCUCACCGAGAUGGAGUACAGUGCGGCGUCGAAGGAUCGGUUCUAGGAUACGGCCCAGGAGAUCUACAUUGAGCACAGCACAUGAGGGUGACCCCACAUCCAGCCCACCGGAUAUGGUGCUGUACGACCAGCUUACGUUUAAAUUUGCCCACUUCAUUCCCGACGGUGAUGUUGGAGGCCAACAAGCGUGUGGUAGCAUCGCACAAGCUAUCCUUUAACGAAAUUUGAUGCUUUAGUUUUCAAUCCGCCCCGUGUUACGAUCGUGUUAAGUUAAGUUUACGUACUCGGUUCGAUCCUUCGGACGAGUUAAGAUUCGAAAUUUGGUUCACCACUGUGUGGAUAGAUUAGAUUAAUUUUAAAGCUCUGGCACUGCCCCGCAGCAGUUAAUAUUCUUCGCAUUUCCGUUAUAAAGUGUGAGUUUGAGUAACCGGUGAUUUGUCCGAUACGGUCACACGCACGCAUACCUUUCGUUUGUGUUAGUUGCAUACAUUUUUGUUACUUUACAAUCCGUCCAAGAAUGAAGCGAGUGUCUUCAUGGUUUCGUAUUUUGUUCGGAGCACUUUCCUUUUCCAUGCUAUCGUUUCGGUUUAUCGUAUGCUACUGCCCCCCCUUUGUAUCGCUAACGGUUUAAACUAAUAGGCUCAGUAUGUUUUGCCCAAUUUAGAUACUCCUGGUUCGUAGCGUAGCAGUACAGGUUAGCGUUAAGUGACAACGACAUUACGACAAUGACUCAGAGAAAUGCACAACUUUUGCGUAGCCGGAUUUUUAGUGUAUUGCAGUGGUAUGCGCACAGAGAUAGUAUACACACAGAGACAGUGGUCUGUGUGUUUAGUCCUUUCCCUGAGCAAGAAAAUACCACACUCCCGUAAAAAAGUCUGACGAAGUAACAAUAAGCAAACACAAACGUCUAUAUUGCACAUAUACAAUGCAGCGUGUCAUUGAGAGGAAGUGCUCAAAAGUGUGUUCAAUCUAUACAUUACUAUUGCUUACUUAUAAUCACUUCCGUUUCGGCCUAGGUGUUGGUGUUGAAACCACUAACAAAUACCCGGUCCUUGGCAAUAGUAAUAAGAGACAUAUCGAUCGCAGGAAAGGAUGAGACAUAUUGACAUUUUGACACCAGUUAGAUGGCAAAUUGCAAAAAAAAAACCACACACACACACAUAAAACUCCAGCUUUACCUCGAAAGUAAAGAAAUGAAACAUUAUACAUUCCAGUGUGAUAAACUUAGCGGAAAUGGUAAGCAAAAGUGGUGCGAAAACCAUUCAAAACCGACAUACAGUACUGUGUACAGCCGAACAAAACAUAA
Messenger RNA from Anopheles funestus (African malaria mosquito), 2996 nucleotides. It is a transcript of the gene M6, whose product is annotated as neuronal membrane glycoprotein M6-a. The transcript is spliced from 4 exons. The coding region runs from base 762 to 1736 and encodes 324 amino acids. Gene Ontology annotation, cellular component: plasma membrane. Gene Ontology annotation, biological process: neuron projection development. The record is from RefSeq and is a predicted model, not a curated record. NCBI's taxonomy places the organism in Eukaryota, Metazoa, Arthropoda, Insecta, Diptera, Culicidae.